Molecule: messenger RNA, 4583 nt
Organism: Brienomyrus brachyistius
Lineage: Eukaryota; Metazoa; Chordata; Actinopteri; Osteoglossiformes; Mormyridae
Gene: klc1a
Product: kinesin light chain 1a
Exons: 16
Coding region: 507-2429 (640 amino acids)
Biological process (GO): axo-dendritic transport
Cellular component (GO): cytoplasm; membrane-bounded organelle; kinesin complex
Molecular function (GO): kinesin binding
Source: RefSeq, a predicted model, not a curated record
CGUCAUGAUCAAGGAAGAGGGGGAUUCUGGGGCUUGAGGCAGCGCCAUUUUCGCGCAGGAAGCUGCUUCUGUCAGUCGGGUAGGGACGCGCCUCUGACUGACCGAAACCCCGUUCAAGUAUCCGAAGAACACAACGCUCGACUGGCGACUUUGCCCACCCUCUGAGGCCCGACGACUAUGUGAGAUCCGGCGGCCGCCCUGAGCCCACCGGAGGCCGUCCCGCGGUGUCGUUCGCUCAGACGCGUUUUUCCAGACCCCCGCUAUUAAGUAAUCGCUUGUACAGGCGGGGACCAGGUGAGCUGAAGCCGUACUGAAGCUCGGACACCGGGGGCUUGUAUCUGCCGGCGGCCUCGCCCUGCCUGCAGCUCACCCCGCCUGCAGCUCACCUCUCUAGCUUAAGAAAGAAGGCCGGCUGAGAGGUGUGCGACGAACCCACCCAUCCCCCGGAAUAAACCGGUGAAUCGCUGCCCAUAAGUAACCCGAAGACUGGAUGCUAAGCGGAGCGGAUGCAUGAGAACAUGUCAACGAUGGUGUGUGUGAAGGAGGAUCUGGACGAGAAGCUCUCCCAGGACGAGAUCAUCUCCAGGACCAAGCAGGUGAUACAGGGCCUGGAGGCCCUCAAGCAGGAGCACCAUUCCAUCCUGGAUGGCCUGCUCCAGACGCUGCGAUGCCUCAAGCAGGACGAGGAGAGCAGUCUGGUGGAGGAGAAGUCGGUGAUGAUCCGCAAGUCCUUGGAGAUGUUGGAACUGGGGCUGAGUGAGGCACAGGUGAUGAUGGCGCUGUCGGGCCACCUUAGCACAGUGGAGUCGGAGAAGCAGAAGCUGCGGGCGCAGGUGAAGCGCCUGUGCCAGGAGAACCAGUGGCUUCGUGAUGAACUGGCAGGAACGCAGCAGAAGCUGCAGCGCAGCGAGCAGAGCGUAGCCCAGCUGGAGGAGGAGAAGAAGCACCUGGAGUUCAUGAACCAGCUGAAGAAGUAUGAUGAGGACCUCUCCCCCUCGGAUGAAAAAGAUUCUGACUCCUCCAAGGAGAACCUGGAUGACCUUUUCCCUAACGAUGAGGACGAGCAGGGCCCAGGCAUGCCGCAGCACAACACGGGCAGUGCCGCUGUGGCGGCCGCCCAGCAAGGCGGCUAUGAGAUCCCGGCACGCCUGCGCACGCUGCACAACCUGGUGAUCCAGUACGCCUCGCAGGGCCGCUACGAGGUGGCCGUGCCCCUGUGCAAGCAGGCGCUGGAGGACCUGGAGAAGACCUCCGGCCACGACCACCCCGACGUGGCCACCAUGCUCAACAUCCUGGCGCUGGUCUACAGGGACCAGAACAAGUACAAGGAGGCCGCAAACCUGCUGAACGACGCACUGGCGAUCCGGGAGAAGACCCUGGGUCGGGACCACCCAGCGGUGGCGGCCACACUCAAUAACCUGGCUGUACUGUAUGGGAAGAGGGGCAAGUAUAAGGAGGCGGAGCCACUGUGCAAGAGGGCCCUGGAAAUCCGGGAGCAGGUUCUAGGUAAGGAUCACCCCGACGUGGCCAAGCAGCUGAACAACCUGGCUCUGCUGUGCCAGAAUCAGGGCAAGUACCAGGAGGUGGAGCAUUACUACCAGCGGGCCCUGGUCAUCUACCAGACCAAACUGGGACCCGACGACCCCAAUGUGGCCAAGACCAAGAACAACCUGGCAUCCUGUUACCUCAAGCAGGGGAAGUUCAAGCAGGCUGAGACGCUGUAUAAGGAGAUCCUCACGCGAGCCCACGAGAGAGAAUUCGGCUGUGUGGACGAUAUGAACAAACCGAUUUGGAUGCAUGCAGAGGAAAGAGAGGAGCUGAGCAAGGGAAAGCAGAAAGACGGGUCGCCCUUUGGGGAGUAUGGAGGCUGGUACAAAGCUUGCAAAGUGGACAGCCCCACCGUGACGACCACGCUGAAGAACUUGGGUGCCCUCUACAGGCGGCAGGGCAAGUUUGAAGCGGCAGAGACCCUGGAGGAGGCAGCAAUGCGCUCGCGAAAGCAGGGCCUGGACACGGCACACAAGCAGCGUGUGGCGGAGGUCCUGGGUGACCCUGAGGCUCGCGAGAAACAGCACAGCCGCGAGAGUCUCAACUCCGAUGUGGUCAAGUAUGAAAGUGGCCCAGACGGGGGCGAGGAAGUGAGUAUGAGCGUGGAAUGGAACGGGGACGGCUCCGGCUCCCUGAAACGCAGCGGCUCCUUCAGCAAGCUUCGGGCCUCUCUGCGGCGCAGCAGCGAGAAGCUGGUGCGCAAGCUGAAGGGCGGCGGUUCGCGGGACAGCGAGCCCAAGAACCCUGGCAUGAAGCGUGCCAGCUCGCUGGGUGUUCUAAACGCACUGGACCAGGCGGCCGGGGAAACCAUCCAAGAACGAAAUAAUCGUCUGAGGAAAAACCGAGACCUGAGUGCCAGCCACACGGAUCUGGCGCACUGACGGUCUUGUCGGGAAGACCCCCCCCCCCUUUCUGAGCAGACGGUAGCCCACGGUCUCCCAGUGUCCCUGCCCCACAGGCAGUCCUGUUUUCCUGCGACUGAACAUAUACGCUCUCUGUCCGCUCGAUCUCUGCCGACUUUAAGUCUCACCGCCAUCUUGUCGCUGGUUUUUCUGGAUGGGAGCAGAGGAUUAUCCACCUUCACAAUGAAGUGCGUAGGACUGUAAGUGGGCGCACUUCUGAGGAGCAUCACCAGGGGGCGAUGUGGUAUUUUAAUUUUAGGUUGGGUUUUCAUGUAAAUAGGGGGUUUCUGUCAUUGAUCAUGUUUAAACUGUUGUUACCAUUCAUCUUGAUUAUUAAAUGUAACCUUUCAUCUCCUGGGUGAGUGGUCACAGGGUGCUAUAUUGCUGCCCUCAUCACUGACUCCAAGGUCUCACUUCACUGGCUGUUUUCAGUACUGACAAGAUCUUUUGGAAAGGCGUCUGUUUACAUUUGGUUAUAGAACCUAUGAUUUCUGAUGGGGCGGGCUGGGGGGGGCUGCAUUUUUGGGAUUUUAAAAGCCUUGAAAUUUUCACAGGGGCUUAAAAACUGCAUCGCUGCAAGAUGGAUACUUAGCUGUAGAUAAAAGAGCUUUGACAAGUCAGACUGCAGAUCUGUCUGUCUCUCAGGAUUCAAACGAAAAGUAAAGAGCGGUUUUAUUACAGUUUAUAUAAAUCUUUGAUGUGCACUUAACUGAAAACGAUUAAAUUUAUGCCUGUUACACUCUUCAAAAAAGGGACUUAAUCCCUUUAUAUAUUAGCUUAGAUUUUUUUUAUAUCAGCUGCUGAUUAGUAAUGAUAAAUUUUACUGGUUUGUCUAGAAAAGCAUUAGGGUUAAAGCUGCCUAUGGACUGUACAUGUUUACAGUCCAUUUAAAAUACAAAUGUUACUUUAUAAAGAAGAGGUUUGGUUUUGUUCAUGCAUUAAAAAUUGUUUACCAGAUUCCACCAUCUUACUUAGAAACUAGUGGUCUCUCUAUUUUUGGCCCCAAGGAGGAAAAAAAAUGUAUGAAUGUGGGAAUAAGGCAUGGUGGCUCUGAAUAUCUAAGAGGUCUGUCUCCACAUGGUGGAAGCAUCUGGAUUUUAAGUGCUUGUACUCCUAAUGGGGUAGAAGAAAGCAAGCUGGCUGAAAGGCAGUGAUGAAUUCACCAUUAAGUCAGACAUCUCAUUAGGAAUGCGGACCAGAGUGUCCUGCUAGCCUUUGUCAGACUGCCCAGAGAGCCAAAACAGCCUGACACGCGGGAGUGAAAAGUAACAGGAAGUGGAAAGAAAACGUCGACCGUUUUUGAUUGAAAAAGUGUUGGCAAGGAGCAGAGAAUAAUCAAACUGCAAAUCCACCCAUCCUUUGUUGAGCCUAGGACCUCUCAAAGGAAGAAGGGUCUGAGGCAGGGCGAACCCUGGACGGGACGUCUUGUCUAUCGCAGGUCAAACUGUAGAUGUCCUUCACAAAAUCUGGAACUAUGCUGAAACUGUUGACGUUAACAGGAAGCUGACAGGAAAUGUGCAGGAUGUGCUGCUCUAUGUCGCUGGUGGUUAGGGUGAAGAAAAUAAGACGGGCGCUGUUAGCGUGUCUAUUUCAUGUACUCCAUUUCGGCUUUACCCCUUUGCACAGGACGUAUAGAACGUCACAUACACAUUUGUUACCAGUGACACUCUGUCCAAGUCGCUACAGUGUGACUUUAGAAAUCCAUUGUCUUCAUUGUAUUCAAACUACCUGUAAAUGACUGUACUGAUAAAAAAAAAUAAGCCAGUAACAUAAAAAUAAGCCAGUAACAUUAGUUUGUAUUAACAUACCACGUGCAUUGUUUUCCCUGCUUUGAAGUUGUUGUUUGUGGAAGAACUGAAUGUAAAAUAUCACUUGCAACAGGGAAAUGCCUGUAGACUGUUGAUCAGUUUGUGUUAUGAUCAUGACAUUUUAAAUUAUUUUAUUCUAUAUUCUUAAGGUUCAUGUGGUGGUGGAAUAUUUUCAGUCUGAAACCAUGUAUGGAUACAAAUAUGAAGAAUCACUGUACGAAUUAUGUACUGUUCGUAUUAGAGGUAAAGUGUCCCAUUUCCAUUUACUUCUGUCUUACUGGCCAUUUAAAGUGUUUAAAAUACAUGUGUUCCCUCCAUCUUAGAA